This is a messenger RNA of Neurospora tetraspora, 2826 nucleotides long. RefSeq names its product Alpha/Beta hydrolase protein. The record is from RefSeq and is a predicted model, not a curated record. Bases 384 to 2642 code for a protein of 752 amino acids. Lineage: Eukaryota; Fungi; Ascomycota; Sordariomycetes; Sordariales; Sordariaceae. The transcript has a single exon. Gene Ontology annotation, biological process: lipid metabolic process.
CUGUGCAUCGCCUCAAAGCUUCCCCCUUCCAGGCGAACCAUGGCAGGUUUCCAUCAUGACGUUGAUGGCGCAACACUCGGACGGCGCGACACGGAGGAAGUACUCCUUCUGCGGUUACACUAGAAAUAUUUGAGUUGUCUGUUUACCUCUUCAACAACAAUCUUUCCUUGUCUGGUCUAAACCCAAGACCAUCUUCAGGCUUUUUUUCUUCCUUUUAUUGCGAUCCCUUCAGAGUAUCGUGUCUUUAUAUUGUUGAGCGCCCAACACAUAUUCGGUGCAGCACCAUGCCAUUAUACCUUUCUCUUAUCUUUAAAGAACUUUUGGACAAGUGAACAACUUCAGCAAUAUUUGGUCGAAUAUCGAAAGGAACAUCCUCAACCGCCAUGUCCGUCGGGGUAAACAAGCUGCCCUGUGAGGGCUCAUCCGAAGAAGCAGUGGUCGAGUUUACCCAUCAAUCAGAAAAGCUGUCCUACCAGCCGCCAGGUAGCCCGGACAACAAAGGUGUCGCCGUCGAAGCCAUCUUUGUCGCACCCCAAGACCCCGUUAUCGUCACGUCGGAUGGAAACCGAUUACCCGCCGUGCCGGCGACCGAAGCCUACAAGCUUAACGUGUUGAGGCACGAAGCCGAAAGACACGAUGGAGUUAGGGUACAUGUUAGGGAAGCCAGUCGGCCGCGCGAUACGGUCAAGGAAACAGAAGAUUCAGAAGGAGACAGAGUCCUCAGUUUUCCCCGCGAAAAGGAUGAGAAGAAGCGCUCGGACUCGACCGACGGCAACCUCAAGAGGUCGAUGCCUCCUUCCUCUACGCACCCUCUGUUCCCGCCCUUGCCGCUCUACGGCCCGUCAUCGCGCUGGCGAGACAUCCACUGUCUGCUGUUUCGCUUCACCUCCUUCUUCCUCAGUCUGGCAUUCCUGGGCGUCAUUGUCCUAGGCUCCCUCUUCACCAGCAUACCACCCGCAUUCCAGUACAUAUGGAAGCGGCUGAAUUCCAAAGAUCCAGAUGCCGACCGACCAUUUUACAAGGAGGAGAUUCGACGGAAGCAAUUGCGAGAGCAACAAGUCCGCCGGUGGAGGCGCAGGAGGUCGGCGAGCCACCUCGACCACGAAGACAGUGAAGAUAACGACGAAGGCGAUAGUGACGUCAAGGCCGUGGGUCCCGACCCCAUCGUGUGCGACAUAGGCUUCUAUGCCCGCCGUGUCGGGCUUGAUGUUGAGACUCAUCUUGUCGAAACCGAAGAUGGGUUCAUCAUCGAGCUUUGGCAUGUGUACGAUCCCGAAGAGUACACUCCACUACCCGAGGAGGAGCGGCGACACAAGGGCCCCGACCUGUUCACAGGCAAAGCCAGGAGGGAACCAGGCCAAACCAAGAACGACAAGAAACCCAAGUUCCCCGUCCUUCUUAUGCAUGGCCUCCUCCAAUCCUCGGGCGCCUACUGCGUCAACGACGAAGACUCGCUUGCCUUCUUCCUCUGCAAGUCCGGCUACGACGUCUGGCUUGGCAACAACCGAUGCGGCUUCAAGCCGCGCCACGUCUUGCUCGAGUACUCGGAUCCGCGCAUGUGGUGCUGGAAUAUUCGUCAGAUGGGCGUCUUUGACCUGCCCGCCCUGACCUCGCGUGUCUUGUACGAGACCGGCUUCAAAAAGAUCGGACUGAUUGCACACUCUCAGGGCACCACCCAAACAUUUGUUGCCCUAGCCAAAGAACAGCGACCGGAUCUGGGUGAAAAGCUCACCGUCUUUUGCGCCCUCGCGCCGGCGGCGUAUGCGGGCCCCUUGAUCGGCAAGAUGUAUUUCAAGUUCAUGCGCGUCAUCACCCCCGCCAUGUUCCGCAUGCUGUUCGGCAUCCACGCCUUCAUCCCCUUCAUGAUGACGAUGCACUCGCUGCUCCACCCGCACGUCUACGGCUGGCUUGGGUACAAGGUCUUCUCGUUCCUGUUCAACUGGACCGAUCGCCGCUGGGACCGGGACCUCAAGAACAGGAUGUUCCAGUUCGCGCCCGUCUACGUCAGUGCCGAGUCGAUGCGAUGGUGGUUGGGUAGGGAGUGCUUUGCUAAGCACAAGUGUAUCCUGGCCACCAAGGAGGAAUGGAGGGCAGAGGAGAAGGAGGAUCGGGAGCUGGAUAAGCUUGAUAAGGAGGAGAGAAGUCGGAACGAGAAGAAGGCCGACAAGAUUCUCAAGGCGGCAGAGCGCGAUAUGGAGGGCAAUAAAGAGUCGGAGAAGUCGAAGCAAGCGGCUCGCAGGAUGAGGCCCAAGGGCUCAAGGGCUUGGUACAACCACCAAGCACCGCCGUUCGCCCUUUGGGUGUGCGGAAACGACGCUCUGGUGGACGGGACCAAACUCCUCAGGAGGUUUGAUCGCGGACGUGAGCCGCAUGUGAAGGUGGUCCACAAGAAGGUCAUCGAGGAGUAUGAGCAUCUGGACGUCAUCUGGGCGAUGGAUGCCGUGGACCAGGUGUUCAAGGAGAUCAGGGAGGUGUUGUGGAAGACCUGCAACGCCAGAGAUCUGUGCCGUGUUCCCGAGGGUUGCGAGGAUGUACCGGCCUGGGAUCCGGCCGGAAACGAAGAUACCAAAAAAGAGGACGAUGAUGAUGGGAUGGAGUCGGAUUCAAAUUCCAGCAGUGGCGAUGAGGAUGAGUCUUCGUAGACUGGGGACCUGUUCAAGUUACUGUCAGGUGGUUAUAUGAUACCCUGGAGGAUUGGUUACUGUCAGUGGGCGGUGAUGCAAAACCAAUGGGAUGUUUUGCGUCGACUUUGGAUUCGGGAAAGGGAUAGGAGUUAUAGGAUGCGUAUGGCUUAUACACGGGGCCAGGAUAGAUAAGAUCUGCUUA